Drosophila kikkawai is the source of this 3339-nucleotide messenger RNA. RefSeq names its product Protein O-mannosyltransferase rt (gene rt). Lineage: Eukaryota; Metazoa; Arthropoda; Insecta; Diptera; Drosophilidae. Gene Ontology annotation, cellular component: endoplasmic reticulum; membrane. Gene Ontology annotation, biological process: protein O-linked glycosylation via mannose. The record is from RefSeq and is a predicted model, not a curated record. Gene Ontology annotation, molecular function: dolichyl-phosphate-mannose-protein mannosyltransferase activity.
UCUUUAGCCGUGCAGGUUGCCGAUUUAAAAAACGAAAGAUAUAGCGCUACUAUAUCCGAUAUCCGUGUGUGUGUGUGAGAGUGUAUUUGUGGGAAUAUUUCGGCAACGAAACUUUCUUCAUCAGCUGGCCGCCGUCCGUCAUUUGUAUGCAAAUGUAAAUCGCCAAAGAAGGGACAGAAAAGGAAGAGGAAGCGGCCGGACAAGUGAACAACUGUAGAAAGUGCAAAACUGGUUUCUUUACCUUUUUUUUAGCAGUCUGCGCUGCCACGAAACGAAAAUAAAAAACAAAACCAAAACACAAUAGAAACAAGAAGUGAUUUCUUGAUUAUCGCUUGAUUAUCUCAUGCUUGUCUGUGUAUGUUUUUCGAUCGCUAAUUGAUAUGUGAAAGUGAAGAGAAGAAGCCGAAAAAAACAAUGCGAGGAAGAAAUGCCCGCUAAAUACCGAUGAGCAAAUCGCACGUUAAAACAAUAAUAAAAACACCAUCGAGGAAGCCGCCAUGUCUGCCACCUACACCAAUACGAUUACACAGCGCCGCAAGACGACCAAGUUGAAGCAGCAGCAACAGCAACAACUAUGGGCGCCGGGCAGCGAUCUGAGCGAGCCAAACGAAAGACUUCACUUUCGCAGCCGUUCAACAAACUCGGCAAAGACAGCAACACCACCGCCAACAACAACAACAAAGCAAGCAGCAGCUGCAAACUCAACUUCACCAGUGUGCUGUAACGGUGGUUUGACGCUGCUCAACUGCUGCGUCGACGUCAACUGCCAUUUGAAUGCGCCGCUGCGCGGUAGCGUCAGCCGGCAUUCAUCGCAGACGCCAACGCCGACGCCGACGCCAAAACAAGCCUCCCCCUCGCCCACCACCGAUCGUUCGCGCUCGGUCUCACGUUCACGUUCACCUUCUCGUUCGCGUUCUUCCUACAAAAAGCACAAGAGCAUUGCUGCAGCAGCCAGAGCAGCUGAUAAAGAGACAAAAACAACAGCAGCUACACCGCCAUUUACCGUUAGCUUGAGCAUCGAUCUCUUUAGUUGGGGUCUAUUUCUCUUGGCUUUCGGCACGCGUUUCUACAAGUUGGCAACACCGCCACACAUUGUCUUCGAUGAACUUCAUUACGGGAAGUACAUUUCGUUGUACAUGCGCAACAUUUUCUUUUUUGACCAACAUCCUCCACUCGGCAAACAACUGAUCGCCGGCCUAGUCAGCUUGGCUGGCUAUGAUGGCAACUACACAUUCCCCCGGAUCGGAGCACCCUACUCGCCCCAAAUGCCCAUAUUUUGGUUCCGUUUUUUACCGGCUCUAUGCGGUAGCCUGCUCGCCCCCGCCGUCUAUAAACUGCUGCAGGAGGCGAAGCUAAGUCGUUGGGCAUCGGGCAUUGGAGGUCUGCUCGUGGUGCUGGAUAACUCACUACUGACCCAAUCCCGCUUUGUGCUGAUGGAAUCGAUGCUAUUGCUGAGCAGCACACUGGGCAUAGCCUGUCUGCUUCGCUUUCAGCGAUGUCGCCUGGGAAGUGUUCAGUGGGUGCUCAGUGGAGCGGCUGCAGCUGUGCUCUUGGGAGCAGCGGGUUCAAUCAAGUAUAUUGGUUUCCUGGCUUUAGGAUUGGCCUUCUAUUUGUUAUGCCGACACCUGUGGCAGUUGCUGUUUGAUGCACGAUUAACAAAUCGUCAAUUGUGGUUCCACGCUUUGAGUCGCCUACUCAUAUUCGUUGGCAUACCAUUGGCAGUUUACGUGGGCGUCUUCUACGCCCAUUUCCUGGCACUUUACAAGGCAGGGCCACACGACAGUAUCAUGACAAGCGCUUUUCAGGCUUCGCUGGAAGGCGGUCUGGCCUCGAUCACCCGAGGCCAGCCGUUGGCUGUGGUACAUGGAUCCCAGAUAACCCUCCGUCACACCCAUGGACGCACCUGCUGGCUGCACUCGCAUGCAGCGGUAUACCCAGUGCGUUACCCGGACAAGAGAGGCUCCUCGCACCAGCAGCAGGUCACCUGUUACUCCUUCAAGGAUGUAAACAACUGGUGGCUGGUGAAACGACCCAACAAGGAGAAUCUGGUAGUGGGAAACAAGCCAGAUGUUAUAAGGCACGGGGAUGUUAUUCAGUUGGUGCAUGGAAUCACAAGCAGGGCUCUGAAUUCCCAUGAUGUGGCUGCUCCAAUGACCCCACAAUGCCAGGAGGUGAGCUGUUACAUUGACUAUGAGAUCAAAAUGGCCGGCGAGCUACUGUGGCGUGUGGAGAUCCUAAAUCGUGCCACCGAGGGCAACAGAUGGCAUGCCAUCAAGUCGGAGAUCCGGCUUGUACACGAGACCACUGGAGCGGCCCUGAAGUUUACGGGUCGCCAAUUACCAGAAUGGGGCUUUAAUCAGCAUGAAGUGGUGGCGGAUCGUGAGAAGAGUCAGGAGGAUACCAUUUGGAAUGUUGAGGAGCAUCGCUAUACGCAGACUGAGGAUCACCGGGAGCGGGAACGCCAGCUAAUGACCGCCGAAAUGAUACCCACGGAGAAGACGCAGCUAACCUUCUGGGCCAAGUUACUGGAGCUGCAGGCCAAGAUGCUGACCCAAUCAAAGACAGUGCCUACCCACAUGUACAGCUCUAUGCCGCACGAAUGGCCGCUGAUGGAUAAGGGCAUUGCCUACUGGCUGGACGCAGAGUCCAGUGCCCAAAUUUAUCUACUGGGAAAUGUGCUCAUCUGGUACUCGGCCACUGCUGCGCUUUUCUUUUACGCCGUAUUACUUGCCUUCUAUGCUAUACGUCGUCGACGUUUGUGCUUUGAUAUCUCGGAAUCAGAGUGGCAGCGCUUUCUUAUUGCUGGAGACACCUUCUUUGUGGGUUACCUGAUGCAUUACCUGCCGUACUUCUUUGUGGAUCGCACUCUCUUUCUGCACAACUACUUGCCAGCCUUUGUCUUUAAGCUGCUCCUCUUGUGCUUUGUCAUCGAACAUGUGGAUUAUCUGCUUCGGUUGAUCUGCACAGGACGCGGAGUCAACAUUGUGCGAGGCUAUCGCUUGGCCAUUGGCUUGUGGCUUUUGGCCGUUUUGGCCAUUUUCGUCAAGUUUAUACCUUUUAGUUAUGGAGCGCGUAAGAUGACCACCAAUGAGGUACGUGAACUACGCUGGAAGGACACCUGGGACUUUGUGAUACACAAGAAUCACCCCCUGAACUGAGAAAAAUAAGAAUGCCAUUGCCGCGGAAAGUUAGAGAAAGAUAAAUAAAAGUGCAAUGAACAAUGUACAAUAGACUAGAAGACGUAGCUAAAGUUGAACUAGUGCUAAGCCAUAAAUUAUUUGACAUGUGAACAUACUCAUUUUGCAAGACCAAUUAAAGAAAUUAUUUAUUUAUUUAAAA